Patella vulgata (common limpet) is the source of this 2625-nucleotide messenger RNA. RefSeq names its product multiple epidermal growth factor-like domains protein 11. Gene Ontology annotation, molecular function: scavenger receptor activity. Lineage: Eukaryota; Metazoa; Mollusca; Gastropoda; Patellidae. The transcript has 6 exons. The record is from RefSeq and is a predicted model, not a curated record. The coding region runs from base 53 to 1768 and encodes 571 amino acids.
CGUGGCGUUGUUAGAGUUGCCACACAUGGCUAGAUGGGUUUAGACCGAUAAAAUGGCAGGGUUAGGCAUUGGAUAUUUGGGUCUAAUAUAUUUGUUAUUUCAUUUCUGCUACCUCACAGGUAGAUAUGGUUGUUAUUGUCAAGAGGAAUGUAAUAUUGGAUGCACGGAUACCGGAUGUAAUAAUACGACAGGUGUCUGUACAGAAUGUAAACCGGGUUUUUCUGGAAACACUUGUGACACUUGCAAACAGGGUUUAUUUGGUACUGACUGUACAAUGGAUUGCCAUAUAAUUAAUUGCAUAGGCGACUGUGACAAAAUCAACGGGAGUUGUGCUAAAUGUAAAGUUGGUUUCCAUGGUAAUAAUUGUCAACAAACGUGUAGCAGUGGGUGCAAUGAAGGAGUUUGUAGUAAAACUACUGGUGAUUGUACGGAUGGAUGUAACGAUGGAAAAUUUGGUUCAGACUGUAUCAAAAGAUGUGAUAUUACUAAUUGUGUAGAUAACUGUAACAUAAAUACAGGUUACUGUAUGGAAUGCAAACCUGAUUGGUUUGGUAAAAACUGUGAAUCAAAAUGCUCCGGAAGCUGUGAAGGUAACUGUGGUAAAAUUACGGGCCACUGUACGGAAUGCAAACCUGGUUGGUUUGGUGACACCUGUGAAUCUAGAUGCUCUGUAAACUGUAAAAGUGAGUGCAGUCAAGCGAAUGGUAGAUGCAACGAAUGCAAAUCUGGAUUGUUUGGUGAUGGUUGCACCGAACAAUGCCCUGUCAACUGUACAGAUACCUGUCAAAGGUCUGAUGGCAAAUGUUAUGAGUGUAAACCUGAUACAGUUGGGUCUCACUGUAACGGUACGUGUGGAUCUGGAUGUGUACCUAUGAUCGGAACGUCUGGGGGAACCUGUAAUAGAGAUGGCGUAUGUACUACAUGUAUUGAAGGAAAAUAUGGUACUUUAUGCGAUAUUAAUUGCAGUGUCAACUGUGUUGCUGGAUGUGCGAGAUCUGGUGGUAGAUGCGGCGAUUGUAUUAAAGGUAAAAGUGGAGAUAUGUGUAAUAAGUACUGCAAUGAUAACUGUACUAUAUGUCAACAAACUGACACCAAUGAUUGUUCUGGAUGUAUUGAUACAAGAUGGGGAACAUCAUGUAAUAAACCAUGUAGUUCUAACUGUAAUGGUAGUUUAUGUCAUCACGUGACCGGGCUUUGUUUGUAUGGUUGUAUAGCGGGAAAGACUAGAAACAGUUGUAUAGAAGAUUGUCCUGCAGGUCUGUAUGGUAUGGGUUGUGAGAAUAAAUGCGGUAACUGUGCUAACAAUACACCAUGUCAUGUUGUUAAUGGAGAAUGUGGAACAAUUGGAUGUUUGCCAGAUUUUACAGGAACAUCAUGUCAACAACUAGCGUUAAAAGAUGACUUCAUAAGCCUUGCUGCGAGUGGUGGUAUUGGUGCUCUGGUUGGAAUAAUAUUUACCAGCGUUUUCUGUAUCGUGGGCUUUGUUUUCUAUAGUAAAAGAAAACUGCAGUCUUCAAGUGCAGCAAAGACAUCAACUACCGACGAAGAGUCUUAUGCCAAGUUGAAGAAAUUAUCAGUGAAUAAAGAAAGAAUAUACGAAACCUUACAAACAUCGACGCCAUCCACCAACGAACAACGUGUUACGUAUGAAAACAUUGAUACAACUGCUUUUUCCAAGAAUGAUGUAAACGAUACCUACGUAAAUUUAGAUACAAAAGCAGAUUCUCAGGCCGAGUCAAAUACAUACGAAAAUUUUGGACUUAAGUAAAAGCCUCGACAUUAAUAUGAUCAAAAAAGACAAUUCUAAUUUUAAUUUUUCUAUUUAUCAUUAAAGGAUAUGAAUGCAGACCACCAAGUUUCUCUCCUUUUGCACGGCUAUUUUUGUUCACCUUUUUUGAUCUAAAAACUGUGUGGUGGAUUUGAAUUGAUCUUGUGGUUUAGAGAUUGUAGGUUAAUAGGUAAUUUAGUCCGAAGUAAAUUUGGAUACAAAGUUGGAGCCUGGAAAAGAGAUCGGAGCCAAUAUGGAAAUUAUUGGCGGUCUGCAUCCGUAAAAGUAGAUUAAUCGUCUGUUGUCUCCCUUGUAUUAGAGCUUUCAAUGUGCAUGUCGGUUGCACUGGACUGAUAAUGUUUCGAGUAUAGCCGUUGACUGAAAAUUAGCUGCUUACAAAAGACCCUAAGAUUCCCGAGAAAGAUCGUUUAGAAUUAUAUGAUUUAGGUCAUUAAUCGUUAUUGAUAACGGUGUUUUAAUUCAGUACAGAUGUUUAAAAGAUAAACGUCAGAAAUAAUUUGAAAGUUUUGAGAUUAAACAUGAAUAUGAUUUUUUUGUUGAGAUUAAAGAUAAAUAUGAAAUUUCGACCUUUAGGAAAAAUUUUUGAUGUCAUAAAUAAAUAAAUCUUAACCCAUGUAAUUAUUGAAGAUCCAAGUAAACAUUGACUGGUCAGACUAACAGCGGCGCUACGAUUUACCCAAUACUACUCGGUUCACUCCCAUUCGACUACGUCCGGUUCCGACUACACCGCAUUUCGACUACAAAUUUUAUUACUCUCAAAAUCCUGACCCCCAAGUAAAUCAGCAAUGAACUGUUCCACUGAUUAAGAGAUCUAAUUAAGGUAAUGAUUAUUGUUA